Messenger RNA from Neurospora hispaniola, 340 nucleotides. RefSeq lists its product as uncharacterized. The transcript has a single exon. Bases 18 to 326 code for a protein of 102 amino acids. The record is from RefSeq and is a predicted model, not a curated record. NCBI's taxonomy places the organism in Eukaryota, Fungi, Ascomycota, Sordariomycetes, Sordariales, Sordariaceae.
GGCAAUCGCUUUGGCUGAUGGCACUCAUUGGUACGCUAAUCUCUUUGGGGCUAGACCCAUCCCUCCUGACGCAGCUGGGCUGUUUUGUUAUCGUACCGGUACCUGCGAUGGCGGGAUACCCAACUCUCCGAGACGUGUCACCACUUUCAGGGACCCUUUGGAGCUGUGUGUCCUUGUUUCCAUGUUCUUAUCCCACACACUCCAAGCUUGCUUCUUCAGGGACGUUUCAAGUUGCAAUUGAGCUCUUUCACAAGCGGAAACAAAGAACGACCCCUUUGCACAUAACAAAAAAAAAAAAAAAAAAAACUAUAUUACUACUACUGUAGUCAGUCAUGCUACC